AUGGAGUCCCAUGUGGGUGUGUUCAUUGCAGUGGCGUUCAUGGUGCAGUUCGCGGUAGCUGUCAAGCUGGCUUCCGAUACUGCUGCGAGCAAGGGUAAGAUCAAGAAGUGGCUGAUGCAGUGCCGAAGCUAUCUGGUUGGCGUCUUCCCGCAGCAAGGCGCACAAGACCUGAUAAUGUGGAACGAAGUCAUGCGGAUUCACAUCCAGAUUUCCCACCGGAGUAUGAUCUUUUUGCUUUUCGCCGGAUGCACUCUGAUGACGGCAGCGCAGGUGUUUUUCCUUUCAGGAUUAGACCCAGCGACAUUCUGGCUGUCUACGCCGCAAUUGUGGACAGGUACGUUCGGCCUUGUGGCCGUGUACUUGUUCACCUUCGUGCCAGUCCGCUUCCAGUCCUAUUCGGUCCAUGCUUUCUACCUCAUGUUGAAUUCCCUGGCGCUGAUAAUGCUGCUGCCGUCCCAUUGCCCGAGGGACCAGCUUAUUCGGAAUUCGAUGACUCAGUUUAUCAUAUUUCGCGUGCCCUCCAUUUUGCUGACUCCUCGAACAGUGCUGGUGCAAGUUGUGGGCUGCGGAUACCUUCUGAUGUCGCUCUUGCGAUUUACGCUGGAGCCCAUCCCCGAAACCAGCGGCUGCACGGUUGAUGAGCAGUUCUUGGUGAGAAUGGAAGUGUACAUGUUGCUUGCUACGACCUUUCUCUCCUUCAUGGUGAGGGCAAUGGUGAAACGGAAGGUAGAACUCAGUGUGGACAGCAGCAACCUAGCGAAACAGGUCAGCGCUGCAUCCUCCUUACUGAAGCUCACUUGCGAUGCCGUACUUGAGCUGGAUGACAACUUGCGACUCACAGAGCACUCCCCAGAGUUGUCCGCCUUACUUCUGCACCGACCGGGCUCCAGCAUGAAAGGCAAACAGCUGACAGACUUCAUGAAGCCAGAUGAUGCUACCCGUGCCACGCAUAUCCUGGCUGCCGGUCCGUCUGGCCAUGAGAACCAGAUCUCUGCUCAUGCCUUUCACACACGACUUGUGGAUAGCUGCUCAAGCAAGCUCUGUGCAGAGGUUUUUCAAGUGAAAUACACCAAGCACGACGGCAAGGAGUAUAGCUUGCUUGGUCUUCGUGACUUUACAGAUGUCAAACCUCUCUCUGGAGGCAAUGCCCUCGAGUCCCUCGAGCCAACAUCCAGCACAGACAGCCUGGGCUCGCAAAUCUGCCCCGCAAUGACAAGAACAGACACCACUCGAGCAGCUGCAGGUUUCUCUUCGGAAGCAGAGGAUGCUGUAAGUGUGAGUGUAAUCAGCUCCACAGAUGAAGAGUCGCUGACAUCGAGGCCCCGAACGGUCUACAUGGAUAUUGACACGGAGGGCAUGCUGAUCCAGGCGGCUUCUUCGCCAGUGAUGGCACUCUCUGGCUCACCACUGGCAGAUGUGUUUCCUUCCCCGCACACGAGACUACUGUUGGAGCAGCUCCGUCGUGAGGCGGACCUCUUCCGAAGCAGGGGGGAGGAACCCCCUGGUCGUGUUCUGAACUACGACGAGAUGCCCGUGAUUCUCCACCCUGGCACGGUCGACCGGGUCGACCGCAUCACCGGGACAAUGCAGAUCACCCAAGCGAGAUUCGGCGGGACCCACGUUCUCAUGGCCUUCUCCCCGCUCCGUCCAAGAGAGUCUGAAGGCCGGCGUAGCUCUCAGAGCUCUCAGAGAUCAUUAGAGAAGCCUCUGGGAGCACUGUCGCUCUAA
Molecule: messenger RNA, 1728 nt
Organism: Symbiodinium necroappetens
Lineage: Eukaryota; Dinophyceae; Suessiales; Symbiodiniaceae
Source: the annotation of a GenBank genome assembly